AUGUUACAACAUUUCUGCAAUUCUCAGAGGACCAAACUCCAUUUUUGUUACACACUUGAGGCCCAUCUUUCAAAGUCAAACUCCUUAUACUAUGGAUGUAGUAACAUUCGGCAUUAUAAUAGGCAUAAUAAUACUCUUCUUCUGCGCUGUUUGUGUCUUCACCAUCGAAGGCACUUGCAAAAACCGCAAUUCUUGAUUCCAAACACCCUUUUCCCAAACACGCCCUUAUCACCCCCUGCCUCCAUAAAUUUAGGGGUUUUACCUGAUUUUGUUCUUGCCCAGACUGAAAAAAUGUCAAAGAUUGAAUCUUUACUGAAACAGAUCUGUUUCUGUUUAAUCAUUUCUAUUUCUUUAGGGUUAGUGAUUUUUGGGUCUUCUUUAUCAGCUGAAGCUCACCAGUGUAACCAUGGUCAUGGGCAUGACCAUGACCAUCAGGGACAUCAUCAUCAUCAUCAUGGGAUGAGUGAAGUUAAGCAGAGGAAGCUUCCAGAAGAAUUAGCAGAAGAGGAGGAUCUAAAGCUGUUAGGAUUUGGGUCCCAUGAUGACGUGGACGUGCAUCAUCAUCAUAAUGGACAUGGAGCCAAGGAUCUUACUGGUCUUGGUCUUUGGGUCAAUGCAAUGGGUUGCUCACUGUUGGUGAGCUUGGCUUCCCUUAUAUGCCUGAUUAUUUUGCCUGUAAUAUUUUUAAAAGGGAAGCCGUCAAAAGCUGUUGUUGAUUCUUUGGCGUUAUUUGGGGCAGGAGCCAUGCUGGGGGAUGCUUUCCUUCACCAAUUGCCACAUGCUUUUGGUGGUGUACACUCCCACUCACAUGAUCACCAUGUGGAACAUGAUCAUCUUCAUGAUCACUCCGGUCAUUCACAUGCACAUUCGUUGGAGGAUCUUUCUGUUGGAUUGUCCAUUCUGGCUGGAAUUGUGCUCUUUCUUAUUGUUGAGAAGCUUGUGAGGUAUGUUGAAGAUUUUUCUGGAGGAGCCGAUGAAUGGAGUCAUGGUCAUCAUCAUCAUCAUCGUCAUACGCACAUCACAAAGUUGAAGGAUGACGAUGAUGCUAAUGACAACGACCAACUGUCUCCGAAGAAGAGCGGAAACCUAUCAGAAAAGACAGCUGGAGGGAGUGAAGUGGACGGCGUGUCUGCUGACUCUCCCAAUGGGGAAAAGCCAAGUGGAGGAGCUGUUCUCCGGAAGAGGAAUACUGGCUCCAGUGCUGCUGACGACAAUACUGUUUUAGAUGCUGCAAAUUGCACUACCAAUUCUGAGUCAGUUGGAAAGGAACAGGCUAAAUCACGGUCAAGCCUUGUCUUUGGUUACCUCAACCUCUUCUCUGAUGGUGUUCACAAUUUUACUGAUGGCAUGGCAUUGGGAAGUGCAUUCCUCCUUUAUGGAUCAGUUGGUGGGUGGUCAAGAACUUUGUUUCUUCUAGCUCAUGAGCUCCCUCAAGAGAUAGGUGACUUUGGAAUCUUGGUAAGGUCGGGGUUCAGCGUCUCCAAAGCUCUCUUCUUUAACUUCUUAUCUGCACUAGUGGCACUAGCCGGAACUGCACUGGCGUUGACGUUGGGACAAGAUUCUGGUCAGUCAUCAGUGAUUGAAGGUUUUACUGCUGGCGGCUUCAUCUACAUUUCGGUUGCUGGGGUGUUGGCUGAAAUGAAUAGUAGUGGCAGGACUACCUUGAUGAAUACAGUAAUCCAACUUGUCUCACUAUUAUCAGGGAUGGCUGUUGCUCUUUGUAUCUCCCUUGUUGAAUGACACAAUACAUGCUACUUGUCGUGUUCGUAGAGAGGGGUUGAAGUCUCCCCCCAUAGGUAUAAGAACAGCCUUCCGGUGUUACCUGUUACGACAACAUCCGGUCAGAGAAUACACAUUACUUGUCUGAUAUUGAUGAAAUUAAUGAACAUCGUGAAAAGUUCAUCUUCAUCAUUUAUUUUCUACUCGUUUUGCUUGU
This is a messenger RNA of Nicotiana attenuata, 1936 nucleotides long. RefSeq names its product IAA-alanine resistance protein 1. Gene Ontology annotation, cellular component: membrane. Gene Ontology annotation, molecular function: zinc ion transmembrane transporter activity. The record is from RefSeq and is a predicted model, not a curated record. Gene Ontology annotation, biological process: zinc ion transmembrane transport; intracellular zinc ion homeostasis. Lineage: Eukaryota; Viridiplantae; Streptophyta; Magnoliopsida; Solanales; Solanaceae. The transcript has 11 exons. Bases 1 to 1740 code for a protein of 579 amino acids.